Messenger RNA from Alternaria alternata, 702 nucleotides. RefSeq lists its product as hypothetical. Gene Ontology annotation, cellular component: nucleus. The annotation marks the transcript as partial. Gene Ontology annotation, molecular function: DNA binding. The transcript has a single exon. NCBI's taxonomy places the organism in Eukaryota, Fungi, Ascomycota, Dothideomycetes, Pleosporales, Pleosporaceae. The record is from RefSeq and is a predicted model, not a curated record.
AUGGAUCCGAUUCAAGAAGCGAUUGCAGAAAUCGAAUCGCGCGAACCAGGAGAUAAAUUCUCGUACCAACAAAUCGCGAAAAAGUAUGGCGUCAACCGCGUUACGCUCGCUCGAAGGCACAAGGGGGAAACUGAAGCCUAUGGCAUCCGCAAGCGAUUCCUCCACCCACAACACGAAACUGAGCUUGUACGAUACAUUGAUACGCUUAAUGAGCGACGUACACCACCUACAAGAGCAAUGAUACAACGCUACGCUUCAUCUUUGGCUGGUUUUGAGGUUACAGAACAGUGGGUUUCCCGGUUUAUCAACCGCCACCCGGAUCAUCUGAUCUCUCGCUACACCAAAGGGAUGACCCGCCUAAGGCACAGCGCUGAUUCAGGCAGUAAGUACAGCUUGUACUUCAAGCUUUUGCAUGAAAAGAUGGAGGAGUACAACGUACAACCCCUCCAUAUAUUCAAUAUGGACGAAAAGGGAUUUCAACUUGGAAGGAUUGGCAGAUCAAAGCGUAUCUUCUCCAAAGCUCUCUACGAGCAAAAGGGGUUACGGCAAGCUCUUGAAGAUGGCUCAAGCGAGUGGAUAACCGUUAUGGCUUGUAUUUGUUCGGAUGGCAAAGUAUUGAGUCCUUCUCUCAUCUUCCAGGGGUCCAACGGAGCUGUUCAAUCAAGCUGGGUUGAUGCUAUACAAGAAGGAGAGCACUCAGUC